Molecule: messenger RNA, 2475 nt
Organism: Branchiostoma belcheri (Belcher's lancelet)
Lineage: Eukaryota; Metazoa; Chordata; Leptocardii; Amphioxiformes; Branchiostomatidae
Product: T-complex protein 1 subunit epsilon-like
Exons: 11
Coding region: 151-1788 (545 amino acids)
Biological process (GO): protein folding
Cellular component (GO): chaperonin-containing T-complex
Molecular function (GO): ATP binding; ATP hydrolysis activity; ATP-dependent protein folding chaperone
Source: RefSeq, a predicted model, not a curated record
AAGAACAGUGGCAGACGAACUUACCAAAAUCGUGCGAAAACAUCCACGAUCAUCGGCUUACGGUUGGGUUGAUCACCUUCAAAAAUUCAUCUAGACUAAUAAGCAUUUCUUAUUUUUCAAAUCAGCUGAAAAUUUUUCCAGUGAAACAAGAUGAUGCAGUCAGAAGGAGGCGGUUUAGGCUCACUAGCGUUCGACGAAUAUGGCCGGCCUUUUAUUAUACUUCGUGAUCAGGACAAGAAAACCCGGCUUACAGGAAUCCAGGCACAGAAGCAACAUAUCUUGGCAGGAAAGACUGUGGCACACACACUUCGUACAUCACUGGGUCCUAAUGGGUUGGAUAAGAUGAUGGUGAGUGCAGAUGGAGAUGUGACAGUGACCAAUGACGGGGCCACCAUUCUGUCCAUGAUGGACGUGGAACAUCAGAUCGCUAAACUCAUGGUGGAACUGUCCAAGUCUCAGGACGACGAGAUCGGAGAUGGAACCACGGGAGUCGUCGUCCUUGCUGGUGCUCUACUAGAGGAGGCAGAGCACCUGUUGGAUAAGGGGAUCCACCCAAUCCGUGUUGCCGAUGGUUACCAGUGUGCGGCGCAGGUGGCUAUCGACCGGCUGGACCAGAUUGCAGACGCUUUCCCCGUUGACGCUAAGAACCCAGAACCGCUCAUUGAGACCGCCAUGACUACCCUCAGCUCAAAAAUCAUCAACCGCUGUCAUCGCCAGAUGGCUCAGAUCGCGGUGGAGGCCAUUUUGUCCGUGGCGGACUUCGAGCGGAAGGAUGUCGACUUUGAGCUUAUCAAGGUAGAGGGAAAGGUUGGUGGAAAGAUGGAGGACACCCAGCUUGUGAAAGGUGUGAUUGUAGACAAGGACUUCAGCCAUCCACAGAUGCCCAAGGAAGUAAAGGAUGCUAAGCUGGCCAUCCUGACGUGCCCGUUUGAGCCCCCCAAACCCAAGACCAAGCACCACCUGGACGUGACGUCUGUGGAGGCCUACAAGAAGCUGCAGGAAUACGAGCGGGAGAAGUUUGAGGAGAUGGUCCGGCAGGUUAAGGACACCGGAGCUAACCUGGUCAUCUGUCAGUGGGGCUUUGACGACGAAGCCAACCAUCUUCUGUUACAGAGAGAGCUGCCGGCUGUACGCUGGGUCGGGGGACCUGAAAUCGAGCUGAUUGCCAUAGCUACAGGCGGGAGGAUCGUCCCGCGGUUCCAGGAGCUGUCGGCGGAGAAGCUCGGGAAGGCCGGGAUUGUACGCGAGCUGACCUUCGGCACCACCAAGGAUCGCAUGCUGGUAAUCGAACAGUGUCAGAACUCACGGGCUGUUACCAUCUUCAUCAGAGGGGGGAACAAGAUGAUUAUUGAAGAAGCGAAGAGGUCCAUCCAUGACGCCCUGUGUGUUGUGCGGAACCUUGUCCGUGACCAUCGUAUCGUGUACGGCGGUGGUGCCAGCGAGAUCGCCUGUUCCCUGGCCGUGUCAGAGGCAGCUGACAAGAAUCCGUCCAUAGAACAGUACGCCAUGCGAGCGUUCGCUGACGCGCUGGACGCCAUCCCCAUGGCGCUGGCAGAGAACAGCGGUCUCCACCCCAUCAAGACGCUAGCCGCCGUCAAGUCACGGCAGGUGAAGGAGACCAACCCUCGCCUCGGUAUCGACUGUCUCGGCAAGGGCACCAACGAUAUGAAGGAGCAGCACGUCAUCGAGACAUUACUAGCCAAGAAACAGCAGAUCAUGCUGGCCACACAGCUGGUCAAAAUGAUCCUAAAGAUCGACGACAUUCGGACAGAUGAAGACAAGGCUUAAUUAAGUUGUACUGUACUCUGCACCAGUGUUCUAGCCAGUGUGACCUUUUUUCCGUCAUCUCAAUUUUGCUUGAUGUAAGAUCAUGUUGAGGUCUUGGGGCAUGCUUCCUCGACAAAAUGUUGAAAUCUUGACCCUCUUAAAUACUAUUUCCUGCAUUUUGAGGGGCAAAUUUAGCUGGUAGGCUAAGCUUAGUUUCAUGACAUCUCUUUCUAUAUCUUAACACACAAGCUGAUAUUUGUCCAUCAGAGAUGAUGGAUUGGGCAAAUUUUUUUGUCCGUUGUGAGCAGCAAAGUUCUGUCAAAUGACGGAAAGACGGAUGCUGGCUAGAACACUACUCUGCACAGUUAGGUACAUCCUUAGGUAUUUGUUCUUGCAGUAUACUUGUGUGUCAGUAGCAUGAUCUGACUUAAAAAUCAUGAAAUUUGCAAACUAUUAUUAGAUAUUUAAUUUGUCGGUGAAAUAUGCAAAAAAAGUAAAGGCCAUUGUGUCUUUAUGGAAACAACAAUGGAUGUUUUGUUUGAUGUGUUUUUCUCGUCCAUUAUAACUGUUAACAAGAUGUGCAUUGCAAAAUAUUUACCAGUCAACCUAAUUGUAUAGCAACCACCUUGCUCUGUCCUUAUGUAUAAAGGUUUGCAUCUUUUGUAUUACAUUUUUCUGCAGAAAUAAACUCAGCAGAAAUUCACUGGA